Messenger RNA from Parnassius mnemosyne (clouded apollo), 390 nucleotides. Lineage: Eukaryota; Metazoa; Arthropoda; Insecta; Lepidoptera; Papilionidae. The record is from the annotation of a GenBank genome assembly.
AUGUUGUCUUUAAAACGGGAGCUUAUUGGUCAGCAAGCUAUGUUUACAAAACCCAUUCAAGAUUUAGAAACAGCUACAGAAGUUAGUUAUGAAAUUUCUCGAAUGAUAGCAAAGCGAAGUCGCCCCUUCAAUGUUGGGGAUUUUGUAAAAGAAUGCAUAGAAAUUGCCGCUAAGAAAAUGUGUCCAGAAGCAGCAAAAAAGUUUGAGAAAAUUCAACUGAAUCGUAUGACUAUCCAAAGACGAAUUAUGUCUUUGGCAAGUAAUAUUGCGGAACAAUUAAAUGAAAAAACUAAGAUCAUUGAAUUUUUUUCAUUAGCACUCGACGAAUCCACUGAUAUUAGUUCCACAGCUCAACUUCUGAUUCAUACGAGGUGUUACUCAAGAUUUUGA